AUGUCGCUCGACGUGAUCGAUCUGUCCUCCUCGCCGGAGACCGCUACGUUUAGGGCAGGGCCUUCGAGGAGCCGGCACAAGACACCGCUUUUCUUACCCGAUGAGCCCGACCAUAUCGAUCUUACCACAGACGAUGAGGAUCCGUUUCAAGACCUUCGUGUGGUCAAACGACGGCGUUCGGACACGGUAGGCAUAUUCACGGCAGGCCCAAGUAUCAAGCCCCCUCCGAGUCAUACAAAUACCCACGUAACCGUGCCCAAUCAUGCCCGGAAUCACUCGCCGGAUAGGUUAUUGGACGAGGAAUUUUUCGACGCUGAGGAUUGGGGACCACAGCCCAUCGAUGUGGACGAGUUUGAGGCGGGACUCCAAUCGGAGAAACCGCAGGCGGGUGGAGAGGAUCUAUGGACGCUGCAAGUUUGCGAGAUGAUCCCAGACGUGUCACCAGACCACGUCCGUGCGCUCUUGAGACAGCACAAGGCGGCAUAUCCAAACGAUGUUGUCAACUUCGUCGUGCAUACGCUACUAGAAAGCACAUCUUACCCCAAGCUGGGAAAGGGUAAAGGGAAGGCAAAGUCGUCGACACCAGACGAAAUCGAUUACACCAGCACAACGCGCAACAUUCAGUAUUCAAAUUCCUACUACUCGCUUGCCAAGACUCAGUUGUUGGAAGACUUCCCCGAUGGGGCCGAGGCGCAUAUCUUGGCGGCGUAUGAGAAGCACAAGAAGCUCUAUGCUCCGACAUAUCUUCAUUUGGAGGCGGAACAACGUGCAGGAGAGCUUCCCGGAGGCAAACGCAAGGGCGUUAGCAAGAAGGGAAAGGGCAAGUCGGUGACGGAGGACGCAGACUUUCUCAUGGAGCUUUCUUGGCUACAAGAGAAGCGACGUCGCGACGCUGAGCAGCAGGAUGCUGUUUUGGCCCAGCAGUUGCUGGAGGGGGAGGAAACAGCGGAUAUUGAAUGCGGGUGCUGCUUUGACACCUAUCCAUUUAGCAAAGUGGUACAGUGUCCUGAAGCUCAUCUCUUCUGCGCAGAAUGUGUCGUCGGUUUCGCGGAAUCGAAGUUAGGCGAGCAGAAUCAUCGCAUCCCCUGCAUGUCUUCAGUUGGAGAUGGCUGUGCGGCGCAUUUCGGCGACUCGGAACUUCGACGAGUGCUCCCUCCGAAGCUUCUGGAGCUAUAUGAGCGCGUUCGUCAACGGCGCGAUGUUGAGGCGGCUGGUAUCGACGACAUGGAGGAGUGUCCUUUCUGCGACUUCAAGAUGAUCUUCGAGGUGGACGCCGAUACCGACAAGCUCUUCCGCUGUCAGAACCCCGAUUGUGAGCAGAUUUCGUGUAGGAAGUGCAAGAAGAUUGAUCACCUUCCCAAGACUUGCGCGGAGAUGGAAGAGGAUAAGAAACUAGAGGGUCGGCACGCUGUUGAAGAAGCUAUGACCGCUGCUCUUAUGCGGAAUUGCCCCAAGUGCAAGAAGGCUUUCAUCAAAGAGUCCGGUUGUAAUAAGAUGGCCUGCCCGUACUGCAGCACGCUUUCGUGUUACGUAUGUCGCGAGAUCGUCACCGGAUACGAGCACUUCAACCGCGGUGCACCUGGUCAAGUUCAUGCAACCGGAGCUACGAUGAACGGCGCCUGUCCUCUGUGGGAUGCAGUAGAGCAGCGACAUCACGACGAGGUUGCGGCUGCGGCUAAGAAAGCGCGAGAAGCAUACAGGGAUGAGCAUCCCGACGCGGAAGAGACUGAUCUUCAAGUCGACCUCCCGCCUCCUCCCAAGCCAGGCCAACAGGCGUAUCCCGGGAUGCCUGGAGUUCAUCCUAUUGGAGCAGUAUUGCCGGCCUUUCCGCAUAUGCAUGGGGUGGGUGGCUUGCAAGCCCAUCAUCAAGAUAUGAUGCGGCGUAUGCAGCUGCAGCAAGCGCAAAUGCGUGCGCGUCUUCAAGGGCUAGACGUCGACGGUGACGACGACGACGACGACGACGACGACGUCAAUCCGUUCGUCGCCUUUGCGCGGCGUCGUGCACCGGCCGCGCGCGCACCUCUUCGUUUACCUGUAGCAGCUCCCGCGGCAAGAACGCGAGCUCAGGUAGCGGCAGCAGCCGCGCGCGCUCCGGUCGCCGGGCCAGCUCGUCCUCGCAAACGCAAACGGUAG
Messenger RNA from Peniophora sp. CBMAI 1063, 2133 nucleotides. NCBI's taxonomy places the organism in Eukaryota, Fungi, Basidiomycota, Agaricomycetes, Russulales, Peniophoraceae. The record is from the annotation of a GenBank genome assembly.